ACCAGCCUGGUCUACAGAGCAAGAUCCAGGACGGGCACCAAAACUACACGGAGAAACCCUGUCUCGAAAAACAAAACAAAACAAACAAACAACAAUUCCAGCCUUAAAAAUAUUUUCCAGGCAGUUUGCCCUUUCGUCUUCACCCUCCUGUUCAGGUCCCAGUGUCUCGGGAUGGUCUCGCAGAACCGCGCGCGACCCAGCUGCCGCCAGCGUUCGCAAGGGAGCUGAGCCCAGCGGGGACGCCGCUCGGGGCCCUGUGGGCAAGAGGCUACAGCAGGAGCUGAUGACCCUCAUGAUGUCUGGUGACAAAGGGAUUUCCGCCUUCCCUGAAUCAGACAACCUGUUCAAAUGGGUAGGGACCAUCCAUGGAGCAGCCGGCACAGUAUAUGAAGACCUGAGGUAUAAGCUCUCACUAGAGUUCUCCAGUGGCUACCCGUACAACGCACCCACGGUCAAGUUCCCCACGCCCUGCUACCACCCCAACGUAGACACCCAGGGUAACAUCUGCCUGGACAUCCUCAAGGACAAGUGGUCCGCACUCUAUGACGUCAGAACCAUCUUGCUCUCUAUCCAGAGCCUGCUAGGAGAACCCAACAUCGAUAGCCCUUUGAACACACAUGCUGCGGAGCUCUGGAAAAACCCCACAGCAUUUAAGAAGUACCUGCAAGAAACGUAUUCAAAGCAGGUCUCCAGUCAAGAGCCCUGACGCAAGAUGUCCAGCUUCUCUCGUGUGUCGUCGUCUUCCUUAGGUGGUCUGUCCUUUCCUUGAUUUCUGAGCUGUGCUGUUAUUUUUGUUUUAUUGUUUUGUUUUUUUUUUUAAAUUAAGUCUGCUUGAGCCCUUUCAAUGUAUAUUAAAUAAAUACAUGUUGGUUGUUUUUGUAUUAAAAAAAAAUAUUUUCCAUAUAAGGAUGCUGAAGAGAACCCUCCCGGACCCCUCUCACUGAGGUGAGGAUACUUCUGCCCUUUGAGACCGUCUCACUUCUCCUCUGCUAAUAAUUAAUCUUGUGUCCCAUCAUUAAAUAACUGAGCUCCCUAAAGGCUGACUGGGAAUGCUGCUUGGCUCAGCAUGUGGUGUGGGGGAAGGGCCAAUAGUGACAGAAAACCCCGUCUGACAAAGCAAGCAAAGGGAGAAAAAAAUUGCCUACAAAGUAACAAGAUAGUGUAUUGCCUGGGUUAUAAACCGACCCUGGAGGUUUUUCACAGAUCACCCUGCAAGAUGAUUUGGGCCACACAUUAAGGCCUGCUGGCUAGCCACAUAGUGUCAAAGGGGGAAAGGCUGACUUUAAAGAGAAUGACCAUCA
Peromyscus californicus insignis is the source of this 1301-nucleotide messenger RNA. Its product is annotated as ubiquitin-conjugating enzyme E2 C-like. The coding region runs from base 284 to 706 and encodes 140 amino acids. NCBI's taxonomy places the organism in Eukaryota, Metazoa, Chordata, Mammalia, Rodentia, Cricetidae. The transcript has a single exon. The record is from RefSeq and is a predicted model, not a curated record.